Bufo bufo (common toad) is the source of this 12669-nucleotide messenger RNA. RefSeq names its product mucin-5B-like. Gene Ontology annotation, cellular component: extracellular matrix. The coding region runs from base 1 to 11994 and encodes 3997 amino acids. Lineage: Eukaryota; Metazoa; Chordata; Amphibia; Anura; Bufonidae. The record is from RefSeq and is a predicted model, not a curated record. Gene Ontology annotation, molecular function: protein binding. The transcript is spliced from 51 exons.
AUGGCAGCUGUCCCACCUAAGGAGGGAGUUAGUGGAAGUGGGUUUACGGUAAAUAGACGUGCUCAAACCGCCCUUAUCAUCCCUGAAGAUAACCACAUCCAGGAAAGGGAGGCGAUCUUUAACAAUUACAGAAGUAAACCUCAGGUUGAAGUUAUUAACAUUCAACUCAGAGAGGAGUCUGCUCAGGAAUAUGGAGACUACUCUGUAGAUGAAACAGCUGACUACUCGAUUGAUGAGUCUAUGCAAGAACAACAGCAGCAACAUGUAAAACAACAAGUAAAACAACAUUUAAAACAGCCAACAAUUUUGUUAACUGGACCUCCAAGAAUAUCAGUGAUCCCGAUGGCAGCAAACACUGUAGUAAGAGAGUCACUUUAUGCUUUUUUACUUGUAGCUAUCAACACAGCUCACAAUAACAGAGUUUGCAGCACCUGGGGCAACUUUCACUUCAAGAACUUUGAUGGAGACAUAUUCAACUUCCCCGGUACUUGUAACUACGUCUAUGCAUCUCACUGUAAGGGCGCAUAUGAGGAUUUCAAUAUCCAAAUCCGUCGUGCUGUUGUGGACGGUGUUCCAGUCAUUGACAAAAUCUCCAUGAAAAUUGAUGGACUUGUAGUGCAAAUCGAUCACAACACUGUCUCAGUAAAUGGAAACGAUGUCCAGCUGCCUUUCAGUGGUUCUGGCAUUCAGAUUGAGAAACAUGAUGUAUAUCUCACAGUGACCUCCAAACUUGGUCUUGUCUUCAUGUGGAACGAUGAUGAUAGUCUUCUGCUGGAACUGGAUGAAAAGUAUGCCAACCAGACCUGUGGGUUGUGUGGGGACUUUAAUGGCAUUUCAAUCCACAAUGAGUUCAUUUCCAAUGGGAUCCAAAUCACAGAAGCUCAGUUUGGAAAUUUACAGAAGUUGGAUGGCCCCACAGAACUAUGUAAUGAUGUGCCUCCUAUAGCCAAGAGCAAUUGCACUGAUUAUGAAAACAUCUGUGCGUCAAUCCUUCUGGGUUCGGCAUUCUCCAAAUGCCAUUCAUUGGUGGCUGUUGAGAAAUACAUUGAAGCUUGUGUGCAAGACCUGUGCCGAUGUGAUAGCAAAAAUACUGCCUUAUGUAUGUGUAACACAUUUGCUGAGUACUCAAGGCAAUGUGCUCAUGCUGGAGGGAAACCAGAGAACUGGAGAACUAAAGAUCUGUGCCCUAAAACAUGUCCUUACAACAUGCAGUACCAGGAAUGUGGAUCUCCAUGUCAAGACACUUGCAGCAACCCAGAGAGAAGUGUUUUAUGCGAACAUCACUGUCUAGAUGGAUGCUUCUGCCCUCCAGGGACUGUGUUUGAUGACAUCAACACCUUCGGCUGUAUUCCACUAGAUAAUUGUUCAUGCACUUUCAACAGUAAUAGCUAUGCUGCUGGGACAUCUUAUAGUACCAUCUGCAGCGCUUGUGUGUGCGCUGGGGGAAAGUGGAGCUGCAAUGACUUGCCUUGUCCUUCAACCUGUUCUAUUGACGGAGGGUCACACAUCACAACUUAUGAUCAAAGCCAUUACGACAUACACGGAGACUGUAACUACGUGAUGACUAAGGACUGCAAAGGAAAUUCAUUUACUGUAGUGACAGAGCUGCGUAAAUGUGGUCUGACCGAAAGUGAGACCUGCCUCAAGAGUGCCACCAUUAUCCUUAAUGGAGGACUAACAAUAAUUGUAAUCAAGCCUUGCGGUAGUGUCUUUAUAAACAACGUCUAUACUCGGCUACCAGUAUCUGCAGCAAAUGCAACCAUCUUCAGACCUUCUUCAUUCUACAUUGUUGUCAAGACAAACUUGGGAGUACAAGUGGUGGCUCAGCUGACACCAUUUAUGCAGGUUUAUGCGGCUUUGGAUCCAUCUUUCAAGGGCCAAACGUGCGGUCUCUGUGGAAACUUCAAUGACAAACAGACAGAUGACUUCCUGACCCUCAGUGGGGUCAUUGAAGGCACAGCUGCAUCCUUCGCCAACACCUGGAAGACCCAAGCAGACUGUGCAAAUGCUAAGAAUGUCUAUCAUGAUCCAUGCUCUCUUAGUGUUGAAAAUGAGAAAUAUGCCCAGCACUGGUGUGGUCUUAUAUCUGAUCCAUCUGGUCCAUUUGCUUCCUGUCAUGGUGCAGUCAAUCCAGAGGUUUACCAAAAAAACUGUAUGUUUGACACCUGUAACUGUGAGAAAAGUGAAGAAUGUAUGUGUGCAUCCCUGUCAUCCUAUGUCCAUGCCUGUGCAACUAAAGGAGUCAUACUGAGUGGAUGGAGAAGCACUGUCUGCUCUAAAUACAUGCACAACUGCCCAAAAACACUGAGCUAUACCUACUCUACCAGCACUUGCCAGCCCACGUGCCGUUCCCUCAGCGAGCCUGAUGUCACAUGUGAUGUAAAAUUUACCCCUGUGGAUGGUUGCACAUGUGCCAAAGGCUUGUACAUGGAUGACAGUGGUAGAUGUAUUCCUGCCGAAGCUUGCCCGUGUUACUUCAAAGGUUCUGCUGUGCCUUCUGGAGAAGUUGUCCAUGAGAAUGGGGUCAUGUGCACUUGCAGUCAAGGACAACUCAACUGUAUUGGAAACGUUAUUGUGGUUUCAGCAUGCACCGCUCCUAUGGUUUAUUUUGACUGCAAGAACGCUUCAGUGGGAACCAAAGGAGCAGAAUGCCAGAAGAGUUGUCAGACUUUGGAUAUGGCUUGUUACAGUACAAAAUGUGUAUCCGGCUGUGUGUGUCCUGCAGGACUGGUCUCAGAUGGCAAAGGCGGCUGCAUCCAGGAAGAACAAUGCCCAUGUAUUCACAAUGAUGCUACCUAUCAACCUGGCGAAAAGAUUGAAAUGAAAUGCAAUACCUGUACCUGCAAAGAUCGUAUGUGGCAGUGUACAAAUAACCCCUGCCUGGGCACUUGUGCUGUAUAUGGUGAUGGCCAUUAUAUUACCUUUGAUGGAAAACGCUACAGCUUCAGCGGAGACUGUGAAUACACACUUGCCCAGGAUCAUUGUGGAAAAGGAGGAAACAGCAGCACCUUCAGAGUCAUCACAGAGAACAUCCCAUGUGGAACCACUGGAACCACUUGUUCUAAGAGCAUCAAAGUUUUCCUGGGGAGCUAUGAGCUGAUCCUCACAGAGGAACACAUUGAAGUGGUAGAGAGAGGAAUCGGAGGAGUUGCUCCUUACAAAGUCAGACAUAUGGGCAUUUACCUUGUCAUUGAAGCUGAUAAUGGCCUCAUCCUGAUGUGGGACAAAAAGACCAGCAUCUUCAUCAAGCUCAGUAAAGACUUUGAGGGUCAAGUUUGUGGUCUGUGUGGUAAUUACGAUGGAAACGGUAACAAUGACUUCACCACAAGAAGUAUGUCUGUGGUUGGAGAUGUUAAUGAGUUUGGAAACAGCUGGAAGAUUUCUUCAACAUGCCCUGAUGCCAAACAGCCCAAAGAUGCCUGCAGUUUCAACCCAUACAGGAAAUCCUGGGCACAGAAACAAUGUAGUAUCAUCAACAGUGAUGUCUUUUCUGCCUGCCAUGCUAGGGUUGACCCCUCCAAGUAUUAUGAAGCUUGUGUCACUGACUCUUGUGCUUGUGAUUCUGGUGGAGACUGUGAAUGUUUCUGUACAGCGGUGGCAGCCUACGCUCAAGCAUGCGGAGAAUCCGGAGCCUGUGUUUCCUGGAGAUCUCCGAACAUCUGUCCUCUUUUCUGUGAUUAUUACAACCCUGAAGGAGAAUGUGAGUGGCACUACAAACCUUGUGGAGCUCCCUGCAUGAAGACCUGUAGGAAUCCAAGGGGGAAAUGUAUGCACGAGCUUUCUGGCUUGGAAGGAUGUUACCCUAGUUGUCCAGCAGCUAAACCAUUCUUUGAUGACGAUGACAUGGAGUGUGUGGCUGAAUGUGGCUGCUAUGAUGAUGAUGAAGAAAAUCAUUACAAGGUUGGACAACUUGUACCUUCCAAGGAGAACUGUAUGAUUUGCUCAUGCAGUAGAUCAGGCAUACAAUGCAAGUACCAAAAAGAAGCAUGUCAUUGUGAAUACCAGGGUAAAAUGUACAAAUACCAUGAUGUUAUCUACAACACUACCGAUGGCAUUGGAGGCUGUAUCAGUGCUAUCUGCAAAGAAAACGGCACCAUUUACAGAGAUAUUCAGAAUUGUCAUGUUUCUACAACCACAACCUUUACAUUUACCUCAACACAUCUCUCUACCACUACUAAAGGAACAACAGUACCCUUGACUACAAUAUGUGUUAAAAAGGUCUGCAAAUGGUCACAAUGGUUUGAUGCUAGUUACCCUGAACCAGGACUGGAGAAUGGAGAUUUUGACACAUAUGAAAAUAUAAAAGCUAAAGGGUUUUCCAUAUGUAGUCAUCCAAAAGAUAUUCAGUGCAGAGCUCAGAUGUUCCCUGACAUAUCAUUAGCAGAACUUGAGCAAAAUGUACAAUGCAAUGUAUCAUUUGGGCUGAUCUGCCGGAACAAAAAUCAGCAUCCACCUAUCUGCUAUAAUUAUAAUAUCAGAGUUCUGUGCUGUAGCUUUGAAAAAUGUGAUAUACCAACUCCAAGUACAGCACCUACAACUGCAAAGCCUUCAACCACACUGUCAACUACCACUAAAAAGACAGUACCUACAACAAGUCCACCUGCAACCACAGUGACAGAAACUUCCUCUCCAACUACCGUUGUUAGUACAACUACAUCUGGAGCUCCAACUACAGGAGUAUGUCUUCCAAAAUGUACAUGGACAAAGUGGCUUGAUGUCCAUAUACCAGGAGUUGGUAAAAAUGAAGGAGAUAUUGAGACAUAUGACAAAAUCAGGGACUUAGGGCAUAAACUUUGCCCAAAGCCUGAUGGAAUACAAUGUAGAUCGGAGAAAUAUCCCGAAGUACCAAUUGGUCGAAUUGGGCAAGUAGUUCAGUGCAAUCUUACUUUUGGUCUUAUUUGCAAAAAUGAAGAUCAGGAAGGAGACUUCAAGGUAUGCCUCAACUACCAAAUUAAAGUUCUCUGUUGUGAUGACUACAGUCACUGUGCAACGACAACACCAGGAUCAACAAGUACAUUACCUACUACUACUGAAACUACAACCCCCUCAACCACAAUUACAACUACAACUCCUUUAUUAACAACUACCACUAAAAUUCCAACCACCUCCACAACAGUUUCAUCACCUGAAACAACCCCAACAACUGAAACAUCCACAACACCAGAGACAACUAUAUCUUUAACAACUACUAGCACAACCACUUCAACAACAACUGAAACAACCACUACCAGUACCACAACACCAGAAACAACUACAUCUUUAACAACAACCACAACUACUCCAGAAACAACAACCACCCCAUUAACAACUGAGACACCCACAACAACAGAAACUACUACGCCAAUAAUAACUAUCCCUGAUACCACAACAGUUACCACACCUCCAGAAACCACUACAUCUUUAACAACAACCACUAGCACAACUAGUCCCAAAACCACAACCACUUCAACUACAUUUAAAACAACCCCUGAAACUAGCACACCACAAACAACUACCACUACAACAACUACUGAAACACCUGAGACUACCCAAACCACAACUACAUCUCCUUCUUCAACAACCACAAGCACCACAACUACUACUAAAAGCACAACUACCUCAACAUCAACAACCCCUGAGACAACCACAACACCAAAACCGACUACAACCACAACAACUGAAACACCCAAAACAACAACCCCCCAAUCUACUGUCAUAAUAAGAACAUUUACAACCACAAAACCAACUCCAAAUAAAGUAGAGGUUGACACAACAACAGUUUGCCAACCACAAUGCAAGUGGUCAGACUGGAUUGAUGUUGAUUUUCCUAAGCCAGGCAUUGAUGGAGGAGAUAAAGAAACCUUUCAAAACAUAAUGGCUAAUGGUAAAAAUACUUGUAAAAACCCACAAAAUAUUACAUGCAGAGCAGAAGAUUACCCUGGGAUAAGUAUUGACAAUAUUGGGCAGAAGGUUCAAUGUGAUAUCACUAUAGGGUUAGUGUGCAACAACAAAGAUCAAACUGGAAUAGUUAAACAAUGUUAUAAUUACCAAAUAAAGGUUUUAUGUUGUGAUGAUUACAGCCAUUGUAGCACAACUCCUCCACAGACAACACCUAUGACUACUUCCACUACAACUACCACAGUUCCACCAACUACAACAGAAACAACAACCACCACAAGUACAACAGAAUCAACUACAACUGAGACUCCAAAGCCUACAACACCUACCACUACUCCCACUACAACUACAACUACCACAGUGCCGCCAACUACAACAGAAACAACUACAACUACCACAAGUACAACGGAAUCAACUACAACUGAGACACCAAAGCCUACAACUACCACUACUACAACAACUGAAACACCAACUACUAUUAUAACAACUACCCCAGUGCCACCAACUACAACAGAAACAACAACCACCACAAGUACAAUAGAAUCAACUACAACUGAGACUCCAAAGCCUACAACACCUACCACUACUCCCACUACAACUACAACUACCACAGUGCCGCCAACUACAACAGAAACAACUACAACCACCAUAAGCACAACAGAAUCAACUACAACUGAGACUCCAAAGCCUACAACACCUACCACUACUUCCACUACAACUACCACAGCACCGCCAACUACAACAGAAACAACUACAACUACCACAAGUACAACGGAAUCAGCUACAACUGAGACACCAAAGCCUACAACACCUACCACUACUCCCACUACAACUACGACUACCACAGUGCCGCCAACUACAACAGAAACAACUACAACCACCAUAAGCACAACAGAAUCAACUACAACUGAGACUCCAAAGCCUACAACACCUACCACUACUUCCACUACAACUACCACAGCACCGCCAACUACAACAGGAACAACUACAACUACCACAAGUACAACGGAAUCAACUACAACUGAGACACCAAAGCCUACAACUACCACUACUACAACAACUGAAACACCAACUACUAUUAUAACAACUACCCCAGUGCCACCAACUACAACCACCAUUAGCACAACAGAAUCAACUACAACUGAGACUCCAAAGCCUACAACAACUGAAACACCAACCACUCCAACACCAAUCUGCACACCAAAAUGCAAGUGGUCACAUUGGAUUGAUGUUGAUGCUCCUACCUCUGGAAUUGAUGGUGGAGAUAAAGAGACAUUUAAGAACAUAAUGAGUAAAGGCAAACAAAUCUGCAAGCAUCCAAAUGAUAUUGAAUGCAGGGCUGAAGAUUUCCCAGAUAUUAGUAUUGAUAAUGUUGGACAAAUAGUUCAGUGUGAUUCUAAUGUUGGUUUGGUGUGCAACAACAAAGACCAAACUGGAAAAGUUAAACAAUGUUAUAAUUACCAGAUAAAGGUUUUAUGCUGUGAUGAUUAUAGCCAUUGUAGCACAACUCCUCCACAGACAACACCUACCACUACCUCCACUACAACUACCACAGUUCCACCAACUACAACAGAAACAACAACCACCACAAGUACAACAGAAUCAACUACAACUGAGACUCCAAAGCCUACAACGCCUACCACUACUUCCACUACAACUACAACUACCACAGUGCCGCCAACUACAACAGAAACAACUACCACAAGUACAACGGAAUCAACUACAACUGAGACACCAAAGCCUACAACUACCACUACUACAACAACUGAAACACCAACUACUAUUAUAACAACUACUCCAGUGCCACCAACUACAACAGAAACUACAACUACAACCACCAUAAGCACAACAGAAUCAACUACAACUGAGACUCCAAAGCCUACAACAACUGAAACACCAACCACUUCAACACCAAUCUGCACACCAAAAUGCAAGUGGUCACAUUGGAUUGAUGUUGAUGCUCCUACCUCUGGAAUUGAUGGUGGAGAUAAAGAGACAUUUGAGAACAUAAUGAGUAAAGGCAAACACAUCUGCAAGCAUCCAAAAGAUAUUGAAUGCAGGGCUGAAGAUUUCCCAGAUAUUAGUAUUGAUAAUGUUGGACAGAUAGUUCAGUGUGAUUCUAAUGUUGGUUUGGUGUGCAACAACAAAGACCAAACUGGAAAAGUUAAACAAUGUUAUAAUUACCAGAUAAAGGUUUUAUGCUGUGAUGAUUACAGCCAUUGUAGCACAACUCCUCCACAGACAACACCUACCACUACCUCCACUACAACUACCACAGUUCCACCAACUACAACAGAAACAACAACCACCACAAGUACAACAGAAUCAACUACAACUGAGACUCCAAAGCCUACAACACCUACCACUACUUCCACUACAACUACAACUACCACAGUGCCGCCAACUACAACAGAAACAACUACCACAAGUACAACGGAAUCAACUACAACUGAGACACCAAAGCCUACAACUACCACUACUACAACAACUGAAACACCAACUACUAUUAUAACAACUACUCCAGUGCCACCAACUACAACAGAAACUACAACUACAACCACCAUAAGCACAACAGAAUCAACUACAACUGAGACUCCAAAGCCUACAACAACUGAAACACCAACCACUUCAACACCAAUCUGCACACCAAAAUGCAAGUGGUCACAUUGGAUUGAUGUUGAUGCUCCUACCUCUGGAAUUGAUGGUGGAGAUAAAGAGACAUUUGAGAACAUAAUGAGUAAAGGCAAACACAUCUGCAAGCAUCCAAAAGAUAUUGAAUGCAGGGCUGAAGAUUUCCCAGAUAUUAGUAUUGAUAAUGUUGGACAGAUAGUUCAGUGUGAUUCUAAUGUUGGUUUGGUGUGCAACAACAAAGACCAAACUGGAAAAGUUAAACAAUGUUAUAAUUACCAGAUAAAGGUUUUAUGCUGUGAUGAUUACAGCCAUUGUAGCACAACUCCUCCACAGACAACACCUACCACUACCUCCACUACAACUACCACAGUGCCACCAACUACAACAGAAACAACCACCACAAGUACAACAGAAUCAACUACAACUGAGACUCCAAAGCCUACAACACCUACCACUACUUCCACUACAACUACCACAGUGCCGCCAACUACAACAGAAACAACAACCACCACAAGUACAACAGAAUCAACCACAACUGAGACUCCAAAGCCUACACCUACCACUACUUCAACUACAACUACAACUACCACAGUGUUGCCAACUACAACAGAAACAACAACCACCACAAGUACAACAGAAUCAACAACUGAGACUCCAAAACCUAUAACAACAACUAUACCUACACAGACUACCAAGUGCUUCUGCCAUUUUGAUCACAAUUACUUCACCCCAGGGGAAGUCAUCUAUAACAAAACUGAUGCAGCAGGUUGCUCAUUCUAUGCGGUGUGCAAUGACUUUUGCGAAGCUGAAAGAUUUACUGGGCCUUGCACGACUACAAAACACCCAAAAACAAAAUGCAGCACAACUGUUAAACCUUCUACAACCACACCAAGUCCCUCAACUACUCCCAAAAAGACAACAACGACCACAACUACAACUUCCCUUGUUUCGACUCCUAGUACACAAGGUUGCCCACCUCAUAAGACUAAUGAAACAUGGAUAAUUAAUAACUGUACAAAGGCCACAUGUCAUGGAAAUAAUGUGAUUACCAUCGAGCCAGUGAGCUGCCCUAAACUGGAGCCAUUGAACUGUGCUAAUGGAUUCCCACCUGUAAAGAAGAUGAGUGCAGAUGGAUGCUGUGAACAUUACGAAUGCCAAUGUGUGUGCAGUGGAUGGGGGGAUCCUCAUUAUAUCACCUUUGAUGGAACCUAUUACACUUUCUUGGACAAUUGUACAUAUGUUCUGGUGCAGCAGAUCACUCCCAAAUAUGACAACUUCCGUGUCCUUGUUGACAACUACUUCUGUGAUGCUGAAGAUGGUUUGUCCUGUCCACAGUCUAUCAUGAUCUACUAUAAAUCCAAUGAAAUUGUCUUGACACGUAUGAUGUUCGAAGGAAGAAUGAGGAACAGGAUAAGGUUCAACCAAGACUGGGUAACUCCAGGGUUUACCAAGGAUGGCAUUAUUAUAAGCAGUGCUGGCAUAAACAUGAAUGUGGAGAUCCCAGAAAUCGAUGCAUUUAUCUCAUUCAGUGGAUUGAUCUUUGUUGUUAAGCUGCCAUUCAGCAAAUUUGCUAAUAAUACAGAAGGACAAUGCGGUACUUGUACUAACAACGGCACCGAAGACUGCAGAAUGCCAAGCGGCGAGAUUGUGAAAGAUUGCUCCAAAAUGGCUGAUCACUGGAAGGUCAAUGUAACAGGCAAGCCUUAUUGUAAACCUCCACAGCCUACAGCACCACCUUCUCAUCCAACCCCAGCACCAACUUGCAAACCAUCUACUCUGUGUGACAUCAUUUUAAGCGAGGUCUUUGCUGCGUGUCACGAAAUCAUUCCUCCAAAGCCUUACCACGAAGGUUGUACCUAUGAUUCCUGUCGCAUACCCACUGACUCAGUAGAGUGUUCCAGCUUGGAAAUAUAUGCCUCUUUGUGUGCCGCCAAUGGGGUCUGCAUCGACUGGAGAAGCAAGACUAAAGGACAUUGUCCUUUCAAUUGUCCGGCCGGGAAGGUAUAUGACUUUUGUGGACCAAUACAUCCUAAAACCUGCGGUACCAAGGAAGUUCAAGAACUCAACAAAGCAUAUACUGAAGGCUGCUUCUGUCCUAAAGGAACCAUGCUGUUUAACUCUUACACUGACGUCUGUGUUGAGAGCUGCUCUUGCACUGGUCCUGAUGGAAUGCCCAAAGGACCUGGAGAGACCUGGACAAGCGACUGUAAUAACUGCAUGUGUGAGAAGAACUCUCUUACUGUCCAGUGUCAUCCAAUCACAUGCCCUCCAUUGGUUGACUUAUCUUGUCACAAGGAAGGGUUAAUCUCUAGGUUGCUGCCAGAUCCCCAUCAGCCAUGCUGUUUGAAGAAUGAGUGCAUAUGUAACAGCAGCUACUGCCUGCAGAAGGAGAAGAACUGUUCACUUGGAUUUGAGGCUGUCCCCGUUCUUUUGGAGGGUGAUUGCUGCCCAUCAUAUACCUGCAGACCAACGGAAGUCUGUGUAUUCAAGGGGACGACGUACCAACCUGGAGAGAAUAUCCCACAAAGCAAAGGAGUAUGUUCAAACUGUGUGUGCACAAAUCAGACGGAUCCUGAUAACUUACUGCGCCUUAUGUCAUGUAAACCCAUCGAAUGCCAUACUGAAUGUGAACCGGGAUCUGAACUUAUAUCUUCUGAAGGUGAAUGCUGCGGCACAUGUAAACCGAAUGCAUGUAAAAUAAAACUAAGUGACAACUCCAUAAAGAUUUUGAAGUUUGACGAUACAUGGGGCCCACCUGAUCAACCAUGUGUUGAGUAUGAGUGUCACAUAAUUGAAGACCAGUAUGUACCUGUGGAAGUCAGAAGAACCUGUCCCAUUGAAGAAUGUGAUAAUGGCUACGAAUUCAAGGUCAAAAAAGGCGAAUGUUGUGGAACAUGUAUACCAUACGCCUGUGUGAUCCACCUGAGUGACAACACAACUAUGACUUUGAAGCCUGAAGAACAGUACACUCCACCAGAAGAAAAGUGCACCACCUACAGCUGUUCAAACACCUUUGAUGUUGAGAAAACCACCAUUACAUGCCCACCGUUCGAUCGUUCUAAUUGUCUAGAGGGUACUAUCAAAUCUGAUGGCUGCUGUCAGACUUGUGAAUCUGCUCUGAAAGGUUGUCAGGUCCAUAAACAGUCUCAGCGUAUCAAGACCAGCACUUGCGAAUCAGAGCAGGUUGUGGAGCUGUCCAACUGUGGAGGAGCCUGUAUGACAUCAUCCAUGUACUCUGCUGAGGCCAACAUGAUGGAGCACAAGUGCAGCUGUUGUCAGGAAGUAAAGACCAGCAAACGAGAAAUAAACCUGAAAUGUCUGGAUGGAACCAGCACUGUCUAUACCUACAUAUAUGCAGAGGAAUGCGGCUGUGCCCACACUGAAUGUGAAAGUGACACCCAGACCUCCAGCUCACAGCUACGGCAACAGGUCAAGAAGACUAAACAGGAAAUCAAUGAGGACCAUAAGAUACAACAAACCAACUAAGCGACAGUAUCAAUCUAGCUAAAUGAAUUAUACUGAAUCAGAACUUUAACAUGAACUUACACUAAAUAUUGUAUCUAACAUCUAUAUAUUCUGGAAAACAUACUCCACCAAUGGGAAUGACCUUGUUUUGCUUUCUGACUGUCAAGGUCUCCUCAGCGAAGCCUCCAACCUCUUUUCUUACAUUAUGGGACUUCGAAAUAUUACAGGGCUGUGGUCAAAUGAGCUAAUUCUUCAGGCUUAAAUGCUUAACCCUUUUUUUCACAGUUUGUAAAAUCAAUUGCCCAAACAUGGUUGACUUCAAGUACAUACCAGUAGUUUGUAGCUUCAGUUUGUCAUUUGAAUUUUUUUAUGGCAGAUAUUUCCAUAUAUUGAUUACAAGUAGCAUAGAAGAAUAUAUAUAUAUAUAUAUAUAUAUAUAUAUAUAUUUAGGUUCAACCUCUGGUCCAUAUAAGCAUUUCACUAAAUGAAGACAAAUACACUGCUGCUCUAUGUCGUCCUGUUUACAAAGGAAUAGAAUUAGCUGAAUCUAGUUUAUUUGUCUCUGAUUAGCUAAUAGGGAAAUAUGAAGGAUUGUGCUAUUAUGUUUUUCCUUAUUUUAUUUAAUGCUUUUAUGCGAGGAUGUAGAAUUCUUGUUCCUGAAGCUUAGAUCUCUCGCCUAUUUAUUUGUCUGGUUGG